AUGGCAUGUCUUCCACGUCGACGAUUGAUUGGUGGUCGGCAAUCCAAAUCCGGCAUCCGGCAUCCGGCCGACGGUGAGGCGGCCGACGGUGAGGCAGCCAACGGCGAGGCGGCCAACGGCGAGGCGGCCGACAGCGAGGCGGCCGACGGCGAGGCGGCCGACGGCGAGGCGGCCGACGGCGAGGCGGCCGACGGCGAGGCGGCCGACGGCGAGGCGGCCGACGGCGAGGCGGCCGACGGCGAGGCGGCCGACGGCGAGGCGGCCGACGGCGAGGCGGCCGACGGCGAGGCGGCCGACGGCGAGGCGGCCGACGGCGAGGCGGCCGACGGCGAGAUGCUGGCGGCGAGGCGGCCGACGGCGAGGCGGCCGACGUACACGGAGCUGCGCAGCGACGCUGCCGGUAUCGUUGCUGUAAGGUUGGGCUGA
Messenger RNA from Volvox carteri f. nagariensis, 426 nucleotides. RefSeq lists its product as uncharacterized. NCBI's taxonomy places the organism in Eukaryota, Viridiplantae, Chlorophyta, Chlorophyceae, Chlamydomonadales, Volvocaceae. Bases 1 to 426 code for a protein of 141 amino acids. The record is from RefSeq and is a predicted model, not a curated record. The transcript is spliced from 3 exons.